ACAAAAGAGAGGGGGAGGGCUGUUCGCGGGAAAAAUGGCGGAACUGUGCGUGAUGGUAGUGUUUUGAUCGGAAAACAUCCUCAGUAUCGUUUCUUUAGUCUUUUUCUGUGUCUGUCUUCACAUAUCGGAAUUUAUUUUCCAAGAGAAACUUGUGACUGUACCAAAAUCCCAACAGAUUAAGGAAACUCUAAGCUUUUUUAAAAAAAAACUUUAUUAUUUUGAAAUGGACAUCAAAUGACAAAGAUGCAAAGUGAUUCAACUCAAUUUGUUACUUCUGAGCCCAACAAGGAAGUCUGCAAAUUUGCAGCACAACCGACAGUCAAAUCUUUCCAGUGUGGUAAAUGUACUUUAGUCUUCAAAUCCAAAGUUUAUCUUUUUGAGCAUCUAAACAAUGUGCACGACUUAGAUGUGCACACUGCUCUCCAAGAUGCUGGCUUGAAGUAUGCAGAGGCAGACAAAAACUCAAGCUUGGAAAAAAAGCAUUUUAAAUGCCAGCACUGUGAUUUUAAAACUUGCCACCAGGAUCUUUUUAAAAAACACAAGAAGCAGUGCCACCAAAAUGAAAAUGCAAACUUGACUGAAGCUUUAAGCGGCUCUGAAAACCAUGAAGCGGCUGGCGUUUCAGCUGACCAUCACAGAGAAGCUGCAGAAUUGGAAGAGAUUCCCUCGGUUCUGUCAGCUGCAUCUACCUCAGAGGCAAAAUGCCUCCUUGCCUCAUUGAAGGACCUAAAAACCUACAAGAGACCAGCCCAAACUAAUGAAAACCUUUUCAAAAAUCCACCUGGAUUAAACGGGACACCAUGUUCGGAGGAGGCGGAUGACCCAAAAGAAACUCUAAUCUUGCAAGAAACCCCUGUAGCUUCCAGACCUAACAGUAGGGGUGUUUCUCGAGCAACCGUGAAAUCUAUGAUUGAUGUUACGGUUCGUGGAUGCAGUGAACUUUUGCUGACAGAUCAUUUGAGUGCUGGCCUGCUACCUAACCUUCCCAAGACGCAACUCACAGAACCAGGUCAGUGCAGUGUUGGAAAGAGAAUCAACAAUAAAAGCCUGCAAAGUCCACCUGCUAAAAAAGCAAAAUUACUUCCAGAGGCAGAGCUUUCACAAUUAGAAAAUGCACAUCCUUCCUCCUCUCCAGAGUUUUCAUUUGAAGUUAGUGAGGAUGAAGAAGAACAGAAAGUGAAUCAAGCACACAGAGAUCCACAGAACCCUGACGUUUAUUUCUGUAAGCACUGUGACUUCAGGGAGGGAGACUUCAAUCUUAUGUCCUUACACUAUCAGAAUGAUCACCCUUAUGUCAGAUGCAACGUUGCCUACAUUAACAACUCGAACGACCAGAGUGCCACGUUCCGCUGCUUGGAAUGUCCAUUUGAGUUUGCAAGUGCAGUUGACCUGAAGUGGCAUUACACAGAAAAGCACCCAGCAGCCCCAGAUGUAUUCAAGUUGAAGUCAAGUGAGCUCUGCUUACUUUUUAAAUGCUUCCAGUGUGAUUUCGCAUGUGAUGCAUUAAAGCCCCUACGACAGCAUUACAAAGAAAGCCACCCGUCAUGUAGCGUGGACAACUCUUUGUUGUUCUGUCGAUAUUCAGUCCCUAAAUCCUCCCAAGAUGAUGAAUCGUGCAAGUUGCAAAAGCAUGAAAUAUCCGCUCGUCCUGAACAAUUAAUUGAGAGAUCCCCUGAAAGAGAACGUACAUUAAGGACAGAAGUCCAGGAGACACCUUCACCCCAAUGCCCCACUCCCACUAGGCUAGAAAUGCACACCUGCCAAAUCUGUUCGUUUGCCCACAAGUCAGUUGUUGUAAUGCAUGUUCACUACAGAAAACACCACCCAGAAGAAGCCAACAGCAUAGCCAGAUUAAGACAAUUAGCAAGUUCCCCGUCACACUUGCCGCAGCAGACCCCCCAGAAAGAGUUGUCAAAGAAAGAAGAUCCCGAACUGUCGAAGCAAAAGCGGGUUUUGUCCAUUCAAGUGGAGGAAGCAGGAGCAUUGACGUUUAUGGACCGCAUUUCAAAGGAACCUCUGGGGAGUCAUCAGGGUGAAGCACAGCCUCAAACGGACGCAGAGAGCACAGAGGGCAGCCCAGCAAAAAUUAAGAUGAAGGAGGUGGAUGCUAAAGAUCUCUCCACGACUAAAGCCGAUGCUUAUGGAGAUCCAGAAAACCUAUUUUACUGUGAGACGUGUAACUAUGGAAAUCCGUCUAUAAAAGGAAUACAAAACCAUCAGAUCAAAAUCCACAGGCAUACAAUUAACAAUGAGUGUGUUGCUGAGUACACGUCUAUGUUGUGCGAUCAGAUAAAGAAGUCAAAAGCAGCUGACAAGGGCUCAUCAUCUGCCCAUCAUUUACCGCUUGCCGUCCUAAAUAGUGGGGAUGAAAAUAUGUUUUUUUGCCCCAUAUGUAACUAUAGACACGAUACUAUACAAAAAGUAAUGCGCCACCAUUCAGCGAGGCACGGUGGCUUUUAUAUGAAGUCUACACACGUAGACCAAUACACUUCGGCGGUUUUAAAACAGACAAAAAAGCCCACACCAGAGAUCGAAAUCAAAAAGAAAGAAGAGGACAAAAAGAAACUCGACAGUCAUUCCUCAGAUUCACCAUCGGCGAAAGUCCCACAAACGGAGAGGGUGCUCCAAUGCUACCGAUGCGAUUUUCAUACUCCAGUUGUGUAUCUGCUGAAGAAGCACUUGUUGAAGAUGCACAACGUAAACCGCGCAUACAAAGACAUUAUACGACUUUGCUAUCGAGCCGGAUCGCUAGAGUCAGGCUAUCACUGCGAGUGGUGUGUCUUCAGUGACAAGACCACUGUAGCAGUGUUUGAACACUACCGAGAGCAACACCCACAAAAACAGAUAAACUAUCCCUACAUAAACACAAAGUUAUAUGCCGGUCCCAAAAUACUACAAACACACAAAAAGAAACCCAAGCUUGUGGAAACUACCAAUUAUUCUACAUCUGAAAAGAAACGCUCGGAUCACCAGAGAAACGAAAAGCCAAGUUCAAGCAACCAGGUGGAAGACCUCAGCAAAAUACCAGGAUUAUUUGAAUCUUUCCAGGUGCCUCUAGAUGACACGGAUGACCAAACAUUAUCCACCUCCGAAAAGUUCAAGUGUCCUUCCUGCCCGCAGAGUUUUAGGUCCCAAAGCAACCUGAGUGCUCACUGUGGAACCGAACACAAGGAUGUGGUUGAUGAUUCCACAGAGAUGAGCAAAAGCCAAACGCAAGCAGCAAUGCGUCUUCAAGUACACGUCUUCAAGUGUGUGCAUUGUCCCUACAUCAACACAAUGUACCAGGGAGUUCUCACUCACAGCCAGAUGAAGCAUCCUACCUUAAUACCAGAGAUGGACACUCUGCUCCUGGAUGUCAAAAAUCUGCGCAACUGGGAGGAAUACACAAAGAAGAAAGAAUGCGGGGAGACUCCCAAGGUUUAUGGAUACAUCUGUGAAAAAUGUCAGCGAAUCUUUGUAACACUGAAAAAACUAAAGAGGCACUGUAGCACAAUCCACCAGUCAGGUGAGUCAAACCCCGUCCAAGAUGAAGACGCUUCAUCGCCUAAGCCCCAUGGCAACAAAGGAUCUGUCCCCACGGCCUCGUUUUUGAGCAAGAAAAAGUACGGUAAGAUAAGGUGCCAGCACUGCUCGUACAUCUGCAGCACUAAAAUGGCGCUCAGUCAACACUUACAUAUUCACCAUAAGUCUUUUGCUCCUAAGGGUACUUUCAAAUGUUCUCUGUGUUCUCACGUCUACUACCACAAGAAGAAACUAAAGUCCCAUUACAUUAAAGACCAUGACAAGAGUGCAUACUUAAAAUACUACCUGCCAUUAUGCAAAAAGUACAAUAAAGAGUCAGAUGAAUUAUCUCAGGACUCAUCAGCUCAGCAACCAAAAACUGACUCCACAGAGGGUAGAAAGGUGUUCUUGAAGUGUCCAGUCUGUCCCUAUUUCAAUACGCGGCACCAUGGUACUCUCACUCACUGCCAGAUGAAGCAUCCGGAUGUUUUCGUGAGGGCAAACGAGCUUGAAACACAGGAAAUGCUUCUAUCUGAGCUAUCAGGCUGUUUGAUUGGAAAAAACUCCAGUGAAGGUGGGUAUAUGUGUGACGAAUGUGGAGGCAUUUUGAAGUCAUUUAAGAAGUUUAAAACCCACUGUCAGAGGCACCACAAGGGGGAAAACGUUUCCAGACCACCGAAGGACGUAGAGGUGGAAAGAACUCCUGCUAAACUCCCCCCAGUGUUGGCAAAGAAGUCUCCAUCUCCAGCUAAGGUCACAGAAGCAGCUAAGGUCACAGAAGCUGCUUCCAGUUUGACCGAUCUUGAGUCGAGUCCUUCCAAGGCAUCCCCCAAGGAAGUACAACGUGCGUACAAAUGCCAGCUCUGCCCCCACGAAACCACCUGUCGAAAGUACCUGCGCAGCCACUACCAAAAUACGCACAAACUGGACGGAAUUACCACGUACAAGUUUUUGGAGAAGUACAACCGCCGUAAACGCAGUUACCUAAGGAUGUGCGGGGCGGGUGAAAAGCACAAAUACGUUCGAGGUGAAGAAAGCUUCACAGUCAAGUGUCAGCAGUGUCCAGACUUAGUGCUAGACUCCCACCAGUUGCUUAUUGAACACUACAGUCAUUUUCACGGCCUGGGCAGCAAACUGGACUUUAAAGUGCUAUCUUUUGGCGUACGAAAGGGCAGCACGGGAAUCUACAAAUGUUACCAUUGUUUGACGAAAUUGUACGGCACCAGAAAGCUCCACUAUCACUUGGAUCGGCACAGAGCCAAGAUGGUGGAGUUGACAAAAGCUUUGCUGAAGAAGGAACCAGCUGUGGACCCGGUAGCAUCUGGAACACAACAGGAUAAGCUGUCUCCAUUUGGAAAUGUGACGGAGCUCGGUCAGCGGAAGAUCUCAUCUGUAGAGGCCGUCGCUCCGUCGUCCCCUGUGAGCGGAGCCAACAUAAAGGUGGACGCAGAGGCAGAGAAAGACGGGCACGCCUGCAAGCAGUGUGGUAGAACAUUUAUGUCGCUGAGCGGCCUCCAUUCACACGAGCAAAGCCAUGCAGCGCUGGCAGCUAUCGAGAAGCUGGACCAUCUGUCCACCUCAGGAGAGAAACUCAAAAUGAACAAGUAUGUGAUCCACAAGUCUGGGACAGUGAAGCCUUUCCUAUGCAGCUGCUGCUCCUAUCGGACGACCCUCCUGGGUUUACUGCGAAGGCCCUUUCUGAAAAACCAUCAAGAUGUCAUUCAGCGGGAUAUGCCGAUGGGCCACAGAGGCGAGCUUCUCUCUCCAACACCUGGCAAGACGCCUCCUUAUCAGAUCAACGCUUUUCUUGACCCUGAUGUAGAACCUGAAGAGUCUGAAGAGUCUGUGUACUCGGAGCCACCGGAUGUGCAGCGGCAGUUGAACCACUACAGCCUAAUGGCUCGAAACAACUCCGAACCUUCAGACGGCCACUCGCCACUAAAGCUGACGAAGAACAGACAGCUGUGCUGUGAGUUUUGCAACUUCCACACCGAACACCCGUCAAGCAUUCGACGGCACUACAUGGGCCGGCAUGGCAAGAAGAUCCUCAGGUGCAAAGACUGCAGCUUUUUCACUGGUUUGCGGAAAUCUCUGGAGAUGCACAUUGAGGCGGGUCAUCUCACGUUUCAGCCUACAGCGACCUAUCAGAAGGACUUCCGCUGCCCCUUCUGCCUCUACCAAAGCAAGAACAAGAACCACAUGAUUGAUCACAUCGUCUUACAUCGGGAGGAGCGCGUCGUUCCAAUCGAGGUGCACCGCCCCAAACUCUCCCGGUACCUCCAAGGGAUCGUCUUCCGCUGCCACAGAUGCACGUUCACAUGCGGAAGCGCCAAGAGCCUUCAUUUCCACAUGAUGAGACACAGUGAUCUCAAGCCCUACAAGUGUCGGCUGUGCUACUUCGACUGCACUCUGCUGAAGGACUUGGAGAAACACCUGAGCGACCAACACCAGGUUUUGAGGAAUCACGAGCUCGUGGGUCAGGUGAGCCUGGAUCAACUGGAGUCCAGAAUUGAAAGGAGGAAAGAAAAAGAGCUGGACAUCCAAGAUCUUCAGGACUUUGACGGAGACUUUUCGGAAGCUGAGAACAUGACCAACGAUGACACCGAGAAGAAAACAAUCCUCAGAGAGCUACUAGAAAAACGGGAUGAGGAUGGAAAUGGCCAAAACUCUGCCAAGAGCUGUACCAACCUUCAGUGUGAUGCUACCACUCCAAAAUCUGGUCUCCAUGAGCAGGACCUGCAGUCUGGAGCAGACACCGGAGCUUUGAUUCACUCUACAGGAGGGCUGCAGGCCGCAAGUGUUGAUCAACGGGAUGAAGUCCAGCAGGACGGCUGCAGUGGUACUGAGCACGUACUGAGCACCAUCAAAGUGGAAGAAGAUCUUCAAGACAAUGCCGUAGAUCUAAAACUCAACAAAGAUGACGGCAUCUCUGCCCCGAACGGUCAGGUCAACACAUCCUUAGCAAACAGGAGUUCAGCUGAGGACACCAAGGACAGCUCCUCUCCAAAACCCCCCUCCCAGACUGCUUCACCCGUCGGCACAGACACCCGCUCCGUCUCCCUGAAGACGUGUAAAGACGAGCUGGAGCAGACCUCCAUCAGCAGUCAGGAGGCACCGGGACAUUUUGGAGAAAUGCCGGUGCUUGAGAAUGAGCUCCUGAAGAAGAAACUGGACAGUCCUGAAAACUGCAAAGAGGAGGAGGAGGAGGACGAAGAAGGAGGUAGGAUGGUCUCCGAUGACAGCGGGACCUGUGACAAAAAGGAGGAUAUUUCACCUGUGGAUAAAGCCGUUAACGUCCUGAACCCCCCUCGGCUCAAGUGUGAGUUUUGUGGGCGAAGCUUCACGGACCUUUCUGAACUGACGCGCCACGUCGGGCGCCACGGACGCUGACGCCGCCGCCUGAAGCUGACGAGCCGUUCACUGUGUGUCAUCUGCCCUUUUUCUUUACGGGAAACCAGACUUAACCUAUUUUUCACAUUUUGUAGGUUCUUUUUAAACUUUUUCUAAAGAAAACUUUUUAUAUAACAUUUGUUGUUCAUAUGAUUUAAUUCAGUGGCAAAAGGUUUAGAGGAGAACUUUUAUGUGAACCAGUGAGAAAGAGGACAUUUUUUUUUUGUGGUUUUAAAAUCAUUUCUGUUUAGGUGUUAAUGUUUAACACAGUAUGAUACACAUAACAUUCUAGAAAUCUGGGUUACUUUUAAAUUACAAACAACUGCUCAUCAAGAAAAAAAGUGUUGCCUUCAUGGACUGUUGGGCACUUUAGUGCUACCCCUCUGCAGUCAGGUUUAGCUAAUAGACCUUUACAACUGACGGUAUUAAAGAAUGCUCAAACACAUGGAUGUCUUCUUUUGUUUUUACUGAAUCGGCCUGUACAGACUUCAAUAGUUGGAAUGAUUAUUAUUGGGGAAAGGGAUCCCAUUCAAGAUCCUAUUUACAGAAGUGAAGAGUUACACAAAAGUAAAGUUGCAAGUUUUUGACUUUGUGAUGUCACAAAUGCAAAUUUUGGCAGUAUCAGAAUAAGAAGUGAAACCUUUUGCUUGAUGAAGUUCUACAAAAGUUUAUAUAUAAAUGGAUAUUUAGUAACUUCUACUGAUUGAACAGCAUCAAACUCCAAGUAUAUUUCUCAGUUAAAAAAAAGUCACACAUCUUAGAUUCUGUGAUGUCACAAAUACUUUUUUUUUACCAGUAUUUGAAUAAUGGGUGAAACAUUUUAUUAGGUCAACCAUGAACACAGAGCAAAAAGUACUUUUUUAUUUUAUUUUUUUCUUCUACAGAUUUGAAAGUAUCAAACUGUGUGAACAAUUUUCCCUGCAACAGUUUUACACAAAAACAAUGAAUUCUUUCCAUUCUGUAAUGUCACAAAUACAUAUUUUAUGGUGUCUGGUGGUAGUGAAACCUUUUGCUUGGUGAAGUCAACAUUUUUCUGCUUCAAUUGAUUUAAAAGCAUUAAACCGAGUGUAUAAUUUCCAGUAUAACAGUUUUUAAUAAAAAAAUAAAGUCCUGGUUCUCA
Messenger RNA from Oryzias latipes (Japanese medaka), 8011 nucleotides. Its product is annotated as zinc finger protein 462. Gene Ontology annotation, cellular component: nucleus. The record is from RefSeq and is a predicted model, not a curated record. Lineage: Eukaryota; Metazoa; Chordata; Actinopteri; Beloniformes; Adrianichthyidae. Gene Ontology annotation, biological process: positive regulation of transcription by RNA polymerase II.